This is a messenger RNA of Tripterygium wilfordii, 2349 nucleotides long. RefSeq names its product U-box domain-containing protein 10-like. The transcript is spliced from 4 exons. The coding region runs from base 173 to 2122 and encodes 649 amino acids. Gene Ontology annotation, biological process: protein ubiquitination. Lineage: Eukaryota; Viridiplantae; Streptophyta; Magnoliopsida; Celastrales; Celastraceae. The record is from RefSeq and is a predicted model, not a curated record. Gene Ontology annotation, molecular function: ubiquitin-protein transferase activity; protein binding. Gene Ontology annotation, cellular component: cytoplasm; nucleus.
CAAAUCCAACUGUAUUUUCUGUCUCUCUCUAACAGCAAUCACCUUGUCCCGCGAAUCUCGCUUUCUAUUCCAACAAGUUUCUCUCUACAUUUUGAGUACAAGACUCAAAUUCAAUGAAUUUUCCCUUCCCCAUUUGUCCUGCUUUGCUCAUGUAUCUCCAAUACAGAGAAGAAUGCAAGGGGGACAGCUAAGCAAGAUUUCGCUUGCAAUGGCCGGCGGAGGCGAGCCGGCGCUACUCGACUUGGUGCAGGAAAUCUCUGCAUUCUCCGUUGGAAGCAAUGACGGUAAAGAACCGCCAUUGUUUAAGAAGGAUUGCACGGAUCUGGUCCAUCGGAUUGCGUUGUUGACUCAUUUACUGGAGGAGAUUAGGGACUUCAAGGAGAAUUCUGAGCCGUUCGAUGUGUCUACUAUAUCUGAUUGGGGAUCCGAUCUGCUACUGGGGCUUCAAGCCGCUAAGCGCCUGCUAUCAUUCGCGAGCUCCUACAGCUCUAAGAACAAUUCUGAUGGAGCGGGCAAGAGAAUUGCUUUUCAAUUUCAAUGUGUGACGUCCAAAUUGGAGAAAGCGCUUGGCAACAUACCAUAUGAACAUUUUGACGUCUCAGAGGAAGUUCAAGAACAGGUUCAAUUGGUGAGAACGCAGAUGAGGAGAGCUGCAAAAAGAUACGGGUGUAGUAAUGCGAAAAUGAUCUCUUACGCCACAUACCAGCCAUUGGACGGAAAAUUGGAUCGGGUACAAUCAAGCAAGAUGAUUGAGCAUAGUGCCAGUAACAACCAUGAAGUUACAGAGAAGUUGGACAUGGUUCCCGAAAGUAAUGUUCAUAAGAGCGGAGGAGCAGAUCAGAUGGUUAAUAUACCGGAAAGUGCAAAGAACUCUUUUACAUCAUCUGAUGUCUCUUUGUCGAAGGACAUUGAUGCUGCCAAGCAAGAGAACUCAUCAAGUACAAAUGCAGAGGAAGUAAAAACACAAGAUGUACUUGUAAUCCCUGAUGAUUUUCUGUGCCCUAUUUCUUUGGAACUAAUGAGGGAUCCUGUUAUUGUGGCCACUGGACAGACAUAUGAGAGAUCUUACAUUCAAAGAUGGAUAGAUAGUGGCAAUGCAACAUGCCCAAAAACUCAGCAGAAGCUAGAAAAUUUAACACUAACCCCCAAUUAUGUUUUGAGAAGUUUAGUAACUCAGUGGUGUACUGAGCACAAUAUUGAGCAGCCAACUGGAUUAUCAAAUGGGAAGAUGAAAAAGAUCGAUGGAUCUUUUCAUGAUGUUAGUGGUGACGUGCAAGCCAUCCAAACACUCGUUCGCAAGCUCUCAAGCAGGUCAAUUGAGGAGUGUAGAGCUGCUGUGGCAGAAAUCCGAUCACUAUCCAAGAGAAGCACAGAUAACAGGAUACUCCUGGCAGAAGCAGGAGUAAUUCCAGUUUUGGUUAGCCUUUUAACUGCAGAUGACAAUUUGAUACAGGAAAAUGCAGUUACUUCCGUUCUUAACCUCUCCAUAUUUGAAAAUAAUAAAGGCCUAAUAAUGCUUUCUGGUGCUAUUCCUUCGAUUGUCCAAGUCCUGAGAGCUGGAAGCAGGGAAGCAAAAGAGAAUGCUGCAGCAACCCUCUUUAGCUUGUCACUUGCAGAUGAGAAUAAAAUAAUCAUUGGUGCUUCAGGUGCAAUUCCUGCAUUGGUAGAAUUGCUCCAAAAUGGAAGUACCCGUGGGAAGAAAGAUGCUGCAACAGCAUUGUUCAAUCUGUGCAUCUAUCAAGGCAACAAGGGUCGGGCUGUAAGGUCAGGGAUUGUUACGGCACUGUUGAAGAUGUUGAUAGAUUCAAGAAACUGCAUGGUUGAUGAGGCUCUGGCUAUAUUAUCAGUUCUUGCUAGCAACCAAGAGGCUAAGGUUGCUAUUGUAAAGGCUAGCACCCUUCCUGUUCUGAUAGAUCUUUUGAGAGCAGGUCUGCCGCGCAACAAAGAGAAUGCAGCUGCGAUCUUACUUACUCUGUGCAAGAAAGAAACUGAUAAUCUUGCCUGUAUUAGUAGGCUAGGUGCUGUCAUGCCCUUGACGGAACUUGCUAGGAGUGGCACGGAGAGAGCCAAGCGAAAGGCCACUUCAUUGUUAGAACAUCUUCGUAAGUUACAGCAGCCAUAGCUGCUCAAGUGAAGCAAAGAGCUUUUCUAACUUAUUUUCUAGUUCUUUUAAUUUAUUAAUUCCAAUUAUUUGACUCUGAUUGCCACACCAUACCUUUGGCCUGUGAGCUGAGGAUGAAAGCCAUUCUCAUUGCUUUCUUUAUAUUUAUUUCAUUUGAUUUUUCGUUCCCUGGUGUAAAAAUUACAUUUGAUCUAUGAAUUUCAUCAUUGAAGAUUGCAUUUCCUUAA